Jaminaea rosea is the source of this 1872-nucleotide messenger RNA. RefSeq lists its product as hypothetical. Lineage: Eukaryota; Fungi; Basidiomycota; Exobasidiomycetes; Microstromatales. The transcript is spliced from 2 exons. Bases 53 to 1585 code for a protein of 510 amino acids. The record is from RefSeq and is a predicted model, not a curated record.
ACCAACACUCACGUCCCUCGACUUUUGUCCUUUCGCUCCUCAACACCACAGCAUGCCAUCUGAUGUCCGCCUCACUCACUCGCAUCGACUUCCUGGGCCAUCACACUCCAUCAAUCUCUACAAUGGCACUCAUCUCCCCUCUCAGCCCUUCACGGUAAACGCCUCCUCCGGUCCAUCAACACAGCGCAUCUCUCAGGUUGCGCUAGAGGAAGCAGAAGGCGUUGCCUCAGGUAGCAGCCACGUCUCUUCCUAUGCUCCAUCUUCCGGUCGCUUUCCAUCUACGUAUGCUGAUCAAGGAGUGCUGGCUAGGCAUAAGCGUGAGACACUCGAGAGGGCUGUCGAGGCAAGAGGUGGGGCAGGGGUGACUGGCAAGAGGGGGCACGCCUGGGGACGCGAUGGUGACGAAGAUGCGUGGGGUUGGGAUCAUGAAGACAUCUACAUCCGGCCCUCGCUCCUCCCGACCCACUCUUCCGCUUAUGGAGGAGCAGACGAUCCACUCCCCUCAGAGCAGCACAUCUCCUACCCGCUCGGCAGACCGAUAGAGCCACGACCUCCGAACACGCAUCCGCGUGCCUUACUACCUCAUCACGUCCAGGUCAGUCGCGUCUUUCUUGCUGAGGCGGCUGCGUGGAACAGCGGGAUAGGGCAGGGAGCGGAGGCUGGAGCAGGAGCGGCAAGCGGCGGAGGAGGGCAACCGAGCGCGCCUGCUCAUAGUGGGCAGGUAGGGACGACAGAUCAAGCUACAGGAGGAGGGGGACGGGACGAAGCCCUCUGGAAGCCUCUAACCGGAUUGCCGGCGUACCUCGCCAGCCUGAAGCCGGCAGCAGUAGCCGCCUCCACAACUCAAGGGGCCUCUGCAGGCGGGAGCAGCAGGGCAAUUCAAGCGCAUGCAUGUGGUUCGUGGCCCUUUGUCAAUUUUGGUCCAGGGACAUCCCUUGUGAGGAGGAGGGAUGAGGACGAUUGGGAUGAUGCCAACUCAGGACCAGGCACAGCGGCUGCCGCUGCGAGAGAAGUGUGGCUGGAGCACGACUUUGAGCGAUUGCUGCCGCUGGGGAGGGAGGGGGACCCGCUUGAAUAUCUUGCGACGAGCGCCUCGAGGCAAGCAGCGGCGCCAAUCUCGAGCAACACCGCCGCCGCUGGUGCUACAGACGAGGCUUCCACCUACCUGGAUCGCAUCGACACGGAAAUGACUCAACGCCUCCUCACUGCGCAGAAGGGAAGUGCCGGGCAGGAGGUGCACAAGGAGGAGUCGGAAGCGUCUGCACAGCUGAAGAAGCUCUUUGCGAGCGGGUCGAGCCCAGCUCUGCCUGCGAUCACGCGCUCACAAGGGCGUCACGCUCAAGAUGGCCGCCAGAAGCAGCAGAGCCGGCCGCUGCCCAGCCUUUUGCUCGACCGAUUUGGCGGGGACGCGGAGGAGUUGAGGGCAUUGCUUGUUGCUUCGAGCGGCGGAGGAGCGACGCCGAGGGACCAGGCGGGAUCGUCAUCUACCUUGCCGGGCGACAGGGGUAUUGAGAGUGAGUGGGUUAGGCGGGCGAGGAAGGCGAGAGAGGCGACAAUGGCCUCGACAGCGACGGUGACAACAUAAGCAGGACAAGGGAUAUAUACCAAUUGCGAAUACCAGCAUGAUUAGCAACACCAAACAUCGAAGCUCUCCGCCGCUACGGGAAGAAGAAGCGCCAAAAUGGCUUGACGAUGAUAAUCGUCACUAGAAGGGCACAGAGCAGGAUGAGGAAAAGGAUGCACUGUCCUCUCCCCGUCCGCCUCUGCGUCCUCGUAGCGACCUUGAGCUCCUCAUCCGCUCUUUCCAUGUCUCUUGCCAUGCUCUCGAUGUUGUAGUCGAUGCGAUCCACAAGUGAGCCCUGAUCCAGAACG